AACCUAUCUGUUUCCGCAAGACACGCCUACGUAGCCAGUUCCCGUCCCCUCGACUCCCCAAAAGACGCCAGCAUUAGAGGGCGGUCCCUGGGUCUGGCUUUUCGACGCCUUGCUAUGAAGCCGCUUGGAAAUCUGUAUGAGGUCGGCAGGUGAGAAUGUCUGCUGAUGUCGAGUCCAAAUGAUAUUUUCAGGUGUUCUCUUGAUCUUGGUGCUAACAGAAGAAUUAGUAUUUACUGUUCUGACUCCCAAACUUGUGUCAUCUCAGAGCCUUCUGAUGGACAAUAUUAGUAUUUUAGCUAUGGAGACAACUCCAGGACUUGGAGGCCAUCACACAACCAAAUCUUUGCCCACAACAAUUCUUGCAAAUGCUGAUUCCAGUAGUAUAGCAGAAACUUCUGUUACUACUGUUGAUGAGAAGGAAUUAAACAGCAGCGAUUUUGUUCAUAACACAGAAUCUUAUCAUGUAUACAACCAGAAUGCUUUGUUGUCCAGGAAGUCACUUAACAAACGAAAAAUGUUCCUGGGUGUCCAAGGCAAUUUCACAGAAUUUACAGAACCUUAUCUAAAAACAGAAUUGUAUUCUUCUGCUACCACAGAAAAUUGGCCCCGAGAAUAUCCAUUUCAGACCCAGCCUACAGUUCACACCAGUCAUCAAAAUACUUUACAGGGAACCACAACAGACUCAAUUGAUUCUAUUCAUAACUUGGAAGGCCUUAAUGAAACAGGGAAGGGAAGGUCAUCAGAACUGAUUACACAGGAGAUUGAUCUCAUUACCCCAACAAUUGGUCCAUCAACUGUUCCUGAAACGGUGACAGUGCCUUUUAAAGCCACACGGUAUGGCAUAGAGGAUAUACUGGAGGGAAACAAUUCAUUGAUAAAUCCAAGCCAGAAUACAGAUCAGGUAGCCUUUUUUCCUGCUGGGACAACAGCAACAGAAGUAGACCUUGGACAAUCUAGUCAAAAUGAUGUUGAUGCCAAUCUUCCCUCCUUUUAUGCAACAGGGAGCUCUAUUGAGGAACCAGCUACCACUCUGCAUCCCUCUGUACAUAAUGCUAGCUUGCCAAGCAGUACACUGUCUAUGGAAUCCUUGACAUGGCUUCCAAGUUCCACUUCAACAGCCACAAAGAAUUUUCUAAACAGACUGGUACCUGCUGGUACCAGGAAGCCUGAUGUCUCAGGAAAUGUUUCUCAUGUCACAGAAAGGAACAAGCCCCAAUACAGAACAACUAUUUGUCUCAGCAAAGUGGAUAUAGCAUGGAUCAUCUUGGCCAUCAGUGUACCUGUAUCCUCAUGCUCUGUGCUAUUAACUGUCUGCUGCAUGCGACGAAAAAAGAAGACAUCAAAUCCAGAAAACAAUCUGAGUUAUUGGAACAAUGCAAUCACCAUGGAUUACUUCAACAGGCAUGCGGUAGAAUUGCCAAGAGAAAUACAAUCCUUUGAAACAUCUGAGGACCACCUUUCUGAACCCCGUUCUCCAGCCAAUGGGGAUUACAGGGACACCGGCAUGGUUCUCGUGAACCCUUUCUGUCAAGAGACGCUAUUUGUAGGACAUGAACAAGUGUCUGAAAUAUGAACCUUGCUCCUCUUCUUCAUUUUAUCUUUACGAAUUAUGAAUAUAAAUAUAUAUGUAUAUUAUAAAUAUAAUCUUUGUGUAGC
This is a messenger RNA of Thamnophis sirtalis, 1656 nucleotides long. It is a transcript of the gene TMEM108, whose product is annotated as transmembrane protein 108. Gene Ontology annotation, biological process: retrograde axonal transport; dendrite extension; postsynaptic density organization. Gene Ontology annotation, cellular component: axon; postsynaptic density; endosome membrane. NCBI's taxonomy places the organism in Eukaryota, Metazoa, Chordata, Lepidosauria, Squamata, Natricidae. The record is from RefSeq and is a predicted model, not a curated record.